GAACCCGGACCACCCGAUGCAGAUUCCCAACAACCCCGUACUUCGAACCGGUUCCUGGCCCUCCUUCCCCUAGGUCGACUCAGCCUUAAAAGAGUACCCGGUUGGCGUUGCGUAAUCCCCCGACGGCACUGCGGGAGACAAAUGCGACCGGGCGUGGUUGGUUGGUUGUGGAUGUCGACCCACCACCCUCUGCACAGGCGCUCUCACUGCCAGCCACGUGGCCCCAAUCGAUCUGUUGAAGGCUCCACGGGCGAGCCGUGGUGCCGCUGUUGCGACCGAUCCCUCUCGUUGGAACCCGACGGCUGUGCGGUCCGGUUGUUUUGCCUCGUUGGAGACUGGCGUCCAUUCAACUGUUAUUCCACACCACCCCCUUAUUCCGUGCCCCGGCUAAAGUCCCAGCGAAAUGUGAUGCAAUAGUUGGGGUAUUACACCACCACCACCAACAACUUCAACAACAUCACCACCACCAACCAACCACCAUCCCCCCCCACACACACACCACACACUGCCCGGGGCACGCAACACCGUCAGCUAAAGCGAGCCACGCAGCAACCUCGUGGGGGCGAGGCUGUUACUGCUGCUCCUUUGCGCUAUCUCGCAAAAGUGUGCGUAACACCAUUCUGAGUUAUCUUCGUGUGUCAACCAUCCCAGCGUAAACCUCGCUCGCCGUCACGGGGCAAUCAUUCGAACGGUAUUUGUAUUCUCGCAAAGCCUUCGGGAGAAGUCGACACGGAGCAUGCCGUACAUCUUGAUAAGCACACAGAUAAGGCUGGAAUCGGGGCCAACGACGGUUGGUGAUGAACUCUCGGAUCCUGAACUCAUGGAAUUCCUGGGAGCCCAGAAGGUCACGGAGCUGGGAAACAACUUUUCUGAGUACCGCGUGCAGACGAUGCCACGCAUCGUUCUGGACAAGCUCGCGUCGCGUGGGUACAACGUCGUCUCCAUGUGUGGCGUCGGACAAACGCUCAUCUGGUGUCUCUACAAACCAUGAGGGCACGCGGUUCAAGUCAGCGCUGGGCCGGCAAGCCAACCCCGGCACUCCCCGGCCAUGGAUAGAUCCACCACAAUUUGUUUUUUUUUUGGAGGGCGAAAGAAAACUGGCCCUGUUUGCCGGCAUCACGGUCCAAAUUUGAUCAAUCACUUGCAGAUUACUUAAUUUGGAAAAAAAAUCACGUAGAAAGAUCGCUCCCUACUGACAAAUGAAUGCAAACUUACAGGCCGAUUCUGCCUUCCCCGUUUAGCCGCACAGGGACAGCUGCCACUCGGUUUCCCCUUGGCUAAACUGCAGCAGGGCAUUGGAAUGGUUGAGAUGAGAUGUAUGUCUAUAUGUUGAAACUUAUUUCGCACCAUACAUAGCUAACCGUGCUAAUCGGAGGGGAAGGACAACAAACUAAACACAUUUUUAAUGUAAGUUGCUUUGCUUUGCUGAGACAUUUUAGCAAGCGCCCUGUAAAUGCCAAUUCUUACAAAUACAUAAUUCCUUUGUUUCCACUGUGCUGCUGAUCAUGGUCAUGAGUUGUGAAUUUUUGUGCGAUCUUGACUUUGGCAUUCACAUUGAAAAAAAAAAACCCCACGUCAUUCUUUUAAAGUUGUUUUUCUGUGUGAUUCUUUUUUUUACGUUCACCACCCCCUCCAAAAUUAGAUUCCAGUUGUGCUAUCGGAAUCACUUCAUGAGACAAAAGACAUUUACAGUUGUAACUCUGCAGGUUGGGGUGCAUCACUCUGUGUUAGCAAACGGCCCUGGUAAGAAGACCUCGCAACUACCCCCUUAAGGUAAUUUCCAAGUUGGCCUCUUUAUCCACACUCAUAUAUUCCACGCAAGGAGUAAUCUUAUCAUGGCAAUUAAAGCUGGAAUUUAGCCACGUUUCUAUUGUGGGCAUUGGCGAAUGGCCUGAGACCAUUAACUCACUACACUAGAGCACUCACAGGUUGCGUGGUUUCACGAGACAAGGCAGGUUCAGCCUCGAGUUCUCUGUUGCGUUUGGCCGUGCAAGGCCGUUAUAUCCAAUAGGCACAGUAGGCAUUGUGCCUAGGGCCUACGGAAAACUGAAGGACCCACGAAAAAGAUGUUUACCAUGUUUUGUUUGUGUGUAUAUUCAAAAUUGUAACCCAAGCUAUAAUAUUGAGUAAAUAUAUUUAUAUAGCAAGGAUAGGCACAGUGUAUAUACAAAGAGGCAGAGUCAUGUCAAUCGUUUUUUUCACAAGGUGAGAAAUUAACAACUGGAGACGAAUUUAAGAGUUUUUUUUUCAUUCCAAAAUUUGCAAUAACAGCUUCCAAUGGUGUUUUUCGCACAAUCCUAUUCUCAGUAGACAGUAGUACACGGAAAGACAAGCGUUGUUGUCCUAUAUUUAAUCGGAGAGUUUAAGAAAAAAAACUUUAGCAAGUGACAGCGGCGGUAGCAACAUGAGGCAGCAGCAGUACCAGCUGUAGAGAAUGAUCACUGAAGGUCUACGAAACAGAAGUGCCUCGGGCCUACAAGUACAUUAAUCCGACCCUGAGUGCGUGUUAAACACUAAGAAAAGUACGACCCUCAUCAGCAGUCAACCGAGUAGGUUACCUCCCAUGUAAUGUGACAUUAACACCGAUAGCCACUGGUUGUGUGCGAAUAUAAUUUUCACCACGUGUGUUGCGGUAUAACUGUUCAAGCUCGUACAGAGCGAAAUCUGUGGGGGGUCUCUUCCCCCCCUCCCAUUUCUACGUAAGUGCGCAAAAAAUGCAUCGCUGUGCAGAAACAGUGAGAAAGCGUUGGUCGAUAGGUCGGCCGGUCAUUCGCAGAAGAAUGUUAAGGAUGACGUUGAGGCUAGACUUGAACAGGAGCAGGGAGUCGACAGCACGGACGGCUGGGGUGGGGGAGGGACAUUACAGACAAUGAGGGUAGCAGAGGAGGAGAAUAAGCGAGUCUCAAUUUGUGCUUCGUUUACUGCCGUGCAGGCGUCAACCCUCUCGGACCGAUCAUGUCGCAACAACUUUUGUGUUAUAAUUUUCAAGUGAUAAUACAUCUGAAAUAUUUCUGCAUGAAAGACUUUAAUAGUACCCUACAAA
This is a messenger RNA of Petromyzon marinus (sea lamprey), 3043 nucleotides long. RefSeq names its product GTP cyclohydrolase I feedback regulator (gene GCHFR). The record is from RefSeq and is a predicted model, not a curated record. Lineage: Eukaryota; Metazoa; Chordata; Hyperoartia; Petromyzontiformes; Petromyzontidae. Gene Ontology annotation, biological process: negative regulation of biosynthetic process. Gene Ontology annotation, cellular component: nucleus; cytoplasm. Gene Ontology annotation, molecular function: GTP cyclohydrolase binding.